Molecule: messenger RNA, 4299 nt
Organism: Blastomyces dermatitidis ER-3
Lineage: Eukaryota; Fungi; Ascomycota; Eurotiomycetes; Onygenales; Ajellomycetaceae
Product: WD domain-containing protein
Exons: 10
Coding region: 1-4299 (1432 amino acids)
Molecular function (GO): protein binding
Source: RefSeq, a predicted model, not a curated record
AUGCCUACCAGGGCUUGGCUGAAGCGCCUUUGGGGGAAAAACCACCAGGCUAACAUCACCAAAGAUGCAACAACUGCUGUGAAUGCGAAUACGAUCCCAGAAUCGCAUAUCCCAAAGUUGGAUCCGGCUAACAUUUCGGUCUUCGUUGCCGCGUCCACCACAGUCCUCGCAAACUCAGACAGUUUAGGGGAACCCAGUUCGAAACAUACUCUAGAAGUUGUUAGCAUACAAAACGAGGCUCCUAAGCCUAUCCAGGACCUGAAUUUGAAUAGCCUCUGGGAUGAAGCAUACGAUGAGCUUCGAAAGGAAGACGCAAAGCUUGUAGACGCCUAUGAGCGAGACCUGCUUGCCAUUCAGGACUUGGAACAGAGAGCACCUGAAGGCGACGAUAGAGAGAUGCAGCUUCAGAAACUACUGAAUUCGAAGCUCCAGGACAUUGAACACUCGCAAAUGAGGAUUUCAAUACAUGGAAAAGAUGUUGUUAUUAAAGAUCAGGUUAGAAAAGUUGUGCACUCGAUCCUUUCGGUGAAGGAUUACAUCGGCACUGUGGCCUCCGUAGAGCCGCAUGCUGCGCUAGUAUGGACGGGAGUAAUGAUUAUUCUUCCAGCCAUUGCAAAUCCAAUCACACAAGAUGACGACGCUAUGGAAGGUAUUGAAUAUAUAUCGGAACUUCUGGUUCGGUGUAAGGUAAUGGAGGACACCUAUCGUGAAAACCUUGCAUGUACGCUUGCAGCCUCAAGCUCAGGCCCGCCAACAUAUCUGGUAGAAUUAAAUGCCUCCUUCAGAGCCCAGGCGAUCAGCAUUUACUCCCAGAUACUGAAAUAUCAAAUAAGCCUAUCCCAGCAAUACGCACGCCGAGGGCUAUUCCGCUUCUUGAGGGACUGUGUAAUUGCCGAUGAUUGGCAGGGUAUGCUAGAAAGCAUAAAAGCCACCGAGGAGGGCAUCGACAAAGUUUUGGAUACACUCGAUAGCAGAGCCUUGAAAAUGAUAGGCGAGCAAAUUGCUAUUCUUCGAGACAACGCGGAUGACGUCUUGAGCGUCUUGCUCGAUACUAAAGCUAGUGUUGAGAAAAUCAACCAGUCACAAUUGCUUGGAAAACUGCAUCGUGUGGAGUAUGCUGCGUUUAAUACAUAUAAAAAGGCAGAUCGACCUCCCCCAAUAUGCUUAGAAGGUACCCGGGUUGAUAUUCUCCACGAAAUUCAGCACUGGGGAGAUGGCCAUCGUGAGGAAUGUAUACUUUGGGUUAAAGGACUUGCUGGGACUGGUAAAUCUACCCUCGCUCGCACUAUCGCCCAUCACUUCCACAAAAAAGGGAGACUUGGAGCAAGCUUUUUCUUCUCGAGGGGUAAGAAAGAUCUUGGGGUUGCCACCGCAGUUUUGACGACUAUUGCUGUCCAGCUAGCCGAGGCCUUGCCCGAUUUGAAAAAUGACAUUUGCGAUGUUAUAGAACAACAUGGUGAUAUUGGCCAGCAACCACUAUAUAACCAGUGGAGGAGACUUAUAUUUCAGCCUCUUCUCAGGUUAGAUAGAAAGUUGCUGUUGCCCAUUGUCUUAGUUUUUGUUCUUGACGCACUUGAUGAGUGCGAAGGUGAUGAGCACCUUGGCGAAAUCCUGCAGCUCCUAACCGAGUUGAGAGAGCUGGAAGUUUUGCAGGUGAAAGUGUUCCUAACUAGCAGACCGGAACGAUCAAUCUACGCUAGUUUCCGCGAACUACCCGACAUCGUCCAUCAUGACCUUACUCUUCACUCAGUCCCCAAAGCCGUCAUCGAGAGCGAUAUCUCAAUUUUCCUGAGACACGAACUAGAGAAAGUUAAAAGCAUACGACGUAUCGACGAACGCUGGCCUGGUGAUGAGAGUAUUCAAACUCUCGUUCAAAAGGCCGACCGUCUUUUCAUCUAUGCCGCGACUGUGUGCCGGUUUAUAGGCGAAUCUCGAUUUCCAGAAAAGCGUAUGGAUGAAAUCCUCCACACAGAGGUUAUGAGCCGGUCGUCCACCAGCGAGCUUGACAGAAUGUAUUCGGAAAUUUUAAAUCACAUUCUCGAUGAAGGCAGCCACGAAGACAAGGAAGAUAUGGUGUUUCUGUUCAAGCAAAUAGUUGGAUCUCUCCUCGUCCUCGCCGAGGCCCUUUCAAGAUCUACGCUGACUUCGGUACUUGACCUUUCAUCAACGGAUAUUACGGAAAUACUCGAAUCCCUUCACUCUGUGUUGGAUAUUCCCGAAGAUGAAAAUUUGCCGAUCCAACUGUUCCACCUCUCUUUUCGAGACUUUGUCUUCAGUGAAGAAAGAUGUGCAAACCCUGCAUUCACUAUCAAAGAAGAAGUCGCACAUGGUGAUAUGUGCGACCUUCGACACCCCGGGACCUCCGUUGCUGACGUGGAAAAAAGUACAGUGGAAAAGUUCCUUCCACAAAGUGUUCAGUAUGCUUGUAAACACUGGAUUCGUCAUCUUGACAAAAGCCAGACUAAGCUCAUCGACAAUGGAGAGGUUCACAUCUUCCUCCAGAAGCACCUUCUUCAUUGGAUUGAAGGUCUUAGCCUCAUGGGGAUUAUAUCGGACGGAAUAGUCAUGGUUAGACUUCUAGAGACGUUAGUUAUGGAUACAAUGACUGGCGCUUUUCGAAGUGCCUUUCCCGAUGUUUCGCAAAGUUACUUUGCUGGAGGGACAAAGAAACGGAAAGUGGCACUGUCACCCGACGGCAAAUUCCUCGCUAUCACAUCUGCUUUCGAUGAUAAGAUCAGAAUUUGGGAUUCAAAGAGAGCUGUCAUUCACUCCACUCUUGAAGGUCACGUAGGCCGUGUUAGUUGGAUCGCGUUUUCACCCGAUGGUAACAGAAUAACGUUCUCUCCAAACGGUGAAUUCAUUGCUGGAUACAGAGAUGACCAUGACGAUCAUCAAGUUCGGCUCUGGGAUGCGAAAACAAACUGUUCCCUUGGAACCCUCACUCAUUCACACUGUAUUCUAACACUGGAAUUCUCUCAUGAUGGAAAAUUGCAUUGCAUCCUCAUCCUUGGAUGGUGCGGUAAGGAUAUGGGAUCCACGCACGGCAACCCUCUGCGGAAUUCUUACGCAAGUCAGAUCAGGGUAUCCAUCUUGGAUGUCGCCGUUUGCCUUUUCGCCGGAUGGCCAAUCAAUUGCGUGUAUAUCACAUGGAUCAAUCGAAACAGCAAGUUGCUUGUGACAGCUUCAGGGAGAUACUUGAAGCUUUGGGAUCCGCAAACCAAAACUCUACGUGGAAUUCUUGCGGGGCAUACAUCGAACGUAACCACAUUGAAGUUUUCAUCCACCGGCCAACUUGCUUCCGGCUCCGUCGACCGUACCGUGAAGCUCUGGGAUACGAUCAAUGUUGACAUUCUUGAUAUUAAUGAAACUCACAUUUCUGAGCUGAAAUUUAUGGGCAAUGGGCAUUAUGUCGUUUCCUAUUCGACCGAUGAAACAACUGAAUUAUGGGACCCGUCAACGGGCAUCUCAACGUUCACUAUUCCUGAUUUUGUGGAUUUUCGUGAUAAAGUGGAGUUCUCACCUGCAAAUAACCUUCUCGCUUACACGGACGAUGAUACGAUACAUCUUUGGAAUAUGGCAACCGGGAAAUUCUAUGGCAGCCUCGUGGCGACGGAUAGGGUGGUCAGAACAAUCUCGUUCUCACCAAAUGGGAAUGACCUGGCGGCAUCAUAUCAAAACCAUGCUAUCAUCAUUUGGGACUUAACAGUAAAAAAGAGGCGGUGUGUUCUAAAAGGCCAUGUGAAUAGGGUUAAUCAACUCGCAUAUUCCUCUAACGGUCGCAUUCUUGUCUCCGCUUCAAUGGAUGCUUCGGUGCAGCUCUGGGAUCCAGCAACCGGCGGGUCAAUCGGCGUCUUGCAGCGACGAGCGGGCCCAAUUUUGGCCAUGACAAUUUCCUCUGAUGCCCAGACCAUCAUUUCUAAAUCAGCUAGCGUUAUUACAGUCUGGGACACAAACACUAAACUAAUCAAAAUGGAAUUUAACAUGAUAGAUAAACAAGUGGUCGCCAAUGCCCAAUCACAAACUCUAUCGCCCUCAUUAUGUGCACAUCUUGAUAUGCUUCCCUUGGCCGCAUUCGAUUGGAACGAGGACAAGUUAGUCUUCCGGGUUGGCACUGUUUGGGUGCAAAAGCCGUGGGUGGUUUAUCAGCUACAAAACGUUCUCUGGCUUCCUGGACAGUACCGUUCCCCUAGUUCCAACAGCAUCAUGAGCAUCCACGACAAUAUAAUUGCACUGAGGGGCCAAUCCAAACCACUGAUGCUUGUUAAGCUUGACUUAAAGUCGAUACCAUCUCGUGAGUGA